AUGCAGAAUCAGGGAACAGGGUUUGGACGUAACUCCCAUGUCCCAGCGGUCGAGGCGAAACCACUGACUUUUGCAUUCAGGCACCUCACAGCGGUAGAAAACCGCCUGCACUUACUUGAAUCCACACUUCGAAGGCUGUUUCCAACUGGCGAGAUGGAUGCCAUCACUCGUACCUUGCUCACUGAUGAGGUGCCAACAGAUCAGCCUCCUUCCGCCUCAGUCGGCCCCAUUAACCAAGUCUCUGUUGAUGACCCACUACCACCAGACCCUAUGACCUGGGAUGGUGUAUUCCCCAAUGACUCUUCACCACGAGAGACGGAGACGGAUCUUCGCAUGGGCGCUGAACUGCGAGAUCAAGCCUCACCAUUCAACUGUCUUUUGACUGGUUCACCUCACAAGCCUGAGUUGGUGGGAACUGGCGAUGAAGAAAACGAAUUGCUCGACAAUUACUUUUUGCAUUAUCAUACCCUUUACCCGAUUUUGCAUGAGGGCACGUUUAGAUUGGAGUACAAAGGCCAAAUCAAAGCGUCACCUCACUGGCAGAUCUUGGCAAGUACAGUCUUGGCCAUUGGAGCAUGGUUAACUGUCCCUGCUCGACAUGAUUUAGAUAAGAGAUAUUUUGCCAAAGCACAAAAUAUGGUUCAAAGGGUGUCUUUCGCAGAGAAAGGUGAUAUCACACUUGUGCAAAGCUUGGUCCUACUCGGUGAAUUUUCAAAGAAACAGGCAAGCCCUGAAGAGAGUGGGCAUUAUAUAGGAACUGCCGUUCGAAUGGCAGUUUUCCUCAACCUGCAUAUCAAACCCACAUCCCCCUAUUCAAGCGAAUUAGACAAGGAAAUUCGCAGGAGAGUGUGGUGGAGCGUUUACUGUGCCGAGAGUUGCUCCGCAAAAAUCUAUGGGCGACCACUGUUGCUGCCAGAGGAGAUGCUCAUUACUGUUGAGCCGGUCUCAAAUAUUCAUGAGAGCACUCUCCGAUCUUCCGCCACACUUUUCCCUGUACAAACUGACCAUCCAACCGUAUACACUGGCCUGAUACAACAAUCCAGCUAUCAUAGAAUGGCAAACAAAAUAUAUCGCCGUCUACUGUCAACUCCUUCGAUCACACCACAAAAUGUGCAUGAAGUCGACUCAAUGAUAGAUGCCUGGCAUAACGGGUCGUCGCUCUGUACACAAGUGAUAGAUCAUUCAUCCGCACCUGAAUGGCAUCUCGCAGCCUGUCGUCGCCAAAUACUAUGUGACCGAAGUCUUCGACAGCUCAUCCAUAGACCAUUACUUCUGAAGUGGUUGAAGAACAUGUCUAUGAACACCGGACCGCCAACAGAAAAACACCCCAAUGAAAUUCGCUGUCGGGCGAAUGGACUCAAUAUGGCUCGGACAACAAUCGGGAUAAUAUCAGAAUCUAUUGUCGACGGUGACUAUUCACCGUUAACACUCUCUUUCACAUUGUAUGCCUUCUUCCACGCUUUAAUCGUUCCUCUCAUACACCUAAAGGCAGAUCCCUCGUCUCCAGAGUCAAUAUCCUGCAUUCAAGACAUAAAAAAGGCGGAAUUGGCUCUUAACCACCUGUCGAUUGAACGGGACGAUCUGUCACAAUACUUCAUAGCUGUCUUGCGGCGCUUAUUCUUGGUGGCAUCUCAGACAAAUAGCGAGGAGAGCGGCCAAGGGAUCUUGAGUGAUGGUAAAAGAAUGGUAAAUCCCCACGAUGUGCAGUCAGUUCCGCAUGGUAUUUUUGGGAAUGAAUGCUUGGCUUUACUAGAUAACGAAGCUCUCAAAUCUGGAACUGGGCUUAAUUUCUCAGAAUGGGUCAACUCAUGA
Messenger RNA from Penicillium concentricum, 1812 nucleotides. RefSeq names its product fungal specific transcription factor domain-containing protein. The transcript is spliced from 4 exons. Lineage: Eukaryota; Fungi; Ascomycota; Eurotiomycetes; Eurotiales; Aspergillaceae. The record is from RefSeq and is a predicted model, not a curated record. Gene Ontology annotation, cellular component: nucleus. Bases 1 to 1812 code for a protein of 603 amino acids. Gene Ontology annotation, biological process: DNA-templated transcription; positive regulation of transcription from RNA polymerase II promoter by galactose. Gene Ontology annotation, molecular function: zinc ion binding; RNA polymerase II cis-regulatory region sequence-specific DNA binding; DNA-binding transcription factor activity, RNA polymerase II-specific.